This is a messenger RNA of Sphaerodactylus townsendi, 3052 nucleotides long. It is a transcript of the gene RHOT1, whose product is annotated as ras homolog family member T1. The transcript is spliced from 19 exons. The record is from RefSeq and is a predicted model, not a curated record. NCBI's taxonomy places the organism in Eukaryota, Metazoa, Chordata, Lepidosauria, Squamata, Sphaerodactylidae. Gene Ontology annotation, molecular function: calcium ion binding; GTPase activity; GTP binding. The coding region runs from base 284 to 2026 and encodes 580 amino acids.
CUCUCCACGAGCAGAAGAAAUCACAAUCCCAGCUGAUGUUACUCCAGAAAGGGUGCCAACUCAUAUCGUGGAUUAUUCAGAAGCUGAACAAACUGAUGAGCAGCUCUAUCAUGAAAUAUCGCAGGCGAAUGUAAUUUGCAUAAUAUAUGCUGUUAACAACAAGAACUCAAUUGAUAAGGUGACAAGCCGAUGGAUACCUCUCAUUAGUGAAAGAACGGACAAGGAUAGCAGACUGCCUCUUAUACUGGUUGGGAAUAAAUCCGAUCUGGUGGAAUACAGCAGUAUGGAAACCAUCCUUCCCAUCAUGAACCAAUACACUGAGAUAGAAACUUGUGUAGAGUGCUCAGCCAAGAAUUUGAAGAAUAUUUCUGAGCUCUUCUAUUAUGCACAGAAAGCUGUUCUGCAUCCUACAGGGCCCCUGUAUUGUCCAGAAGAAAAAGAGAUGAAACCUGCCUGUAUAAAAGCUUUAACACGGAUCUUCAGAAUUUCGGAUCAAGAUAACGAUGGCACCCUUAACGAUGCGGAACUCAACUUCUUUCAGCGAAUCUGUUUCAACACACCACUAGCACCUCAGGCUCUAGAAGAUGUCAAGAAUGUAGUCCGGAAGAAUCUUAGCGAUGGAGUUGCCGAUAAUGGUUUAACAUUAAAAGGCUUUCUUUUUCUACACACACUUUUUAUUCAGCGCGGGAGACAUGAAACAACGUGGACAGUAUUGCGUCGUUUUGGCUACGACGAUGACCUAGAGCUCACUCCGGAGUAUUUAUUUCCUGUGUUAAAAAUACCUUCCGACUGCACGACAGAAUUGAAUCACCAUGCGUAUCUAUUUCUGCAAAGCAUUUUCGAUAAGCAUGAUUUGGAUCGUGACUGUGCUUUGUCUCCUGACGAGCUCAAAGAUUUGUUCAAAAUUUUCCCUUACAUACCAUGGGGACCUGAUGUUAACAACACUGUUUGUACAAACGAAAGGGGCUGGAUAACAUAUCAGGGAUUUCUGUCUCAGUGGACAUUAACUACGUACUUGGAUGUUCAGCGCUGCCUCGAGUACCUGGGCUAUUUAGGAUAUUCAAUAUUAACCGAACAGGAAUCUCAGGCAUCGGCAGUUACAGUGACUAGAGACAAGAAGAUUGACCUACAGAAAAAACAGACACAGAGGAACGUGUUCAGGUGUAAUCUGAUAGGGAUGAAAGGCUCUGGGAAAAGUGGGGUUCUCCAGGCACUACUUGGAAGAAACCUAAUGAGACAGAAGCACAUACGACCAGAUCACAAAUCUUAUUAUGCAAUUAAUACAGUCUACGUAUACGGCCAAGAAAAAUAUUUACUGUUGCAUAACGUGUGCGAAUCUGACUUCUUGUGUGAUGCUGACAUUGUAUGUGAUGCUGUGUGCCUUGUGUAUGAUGUCAGCAAUCCCAAGUCCUUUGAAUACUGUGCCAGGAUGUUUAAGCAACACUUCAUGGACAGCCGAAUACCUUGCUUAGUGAUAGCUGCCAAGUCAGACCUGCACGAAGUGAGGCAGCAGUAUGGCGUUUCUCCCGCCGACUUCUGCAAAAAACACAAGAUGCCUCCACCGCAAGCCUUUUCUUGUAACACUGUUGACGCACCCAAUAAGGACAUUUUUGUUAAGCUGACGACGAUGGCCAUGUAUCCCCAUGCCCGGUUACGCUGUAUGUGCACCUGCAACAGGUGUACGUUUUGCAUCUGUCAGAAUCUCCUCAACUCAGACUUGCUGCAAACUGUAAAGAACAAACUCUUCACUGCAAUUCUUAACAGGUUGAGAGCCCGUGUAGGCGAGUUGGGUGCCAUCCUGUUACCAGACGAGGAGAGCAGUAUUGUUCACCAGGUGCACGCCAUCAGCGCUGUAGAAGAUUCCAUCUUCAUGGAGUCAUCCCUCGAUCCGCAGUUCCUUGAAGACAGGCACGUGACGCAAGCAGACCUCAAGAGCUCUACCUUUUGGCUUCGUGCAAGUUUCGGUGCUACAGUUUUCGCUGUUUUGGGCUUCGCCAUGUACAAAGCACUACUAAAGCAGCGAUGAUCUGGAAGGAAGCACGUUGUGCGGGGGGGGGAGUGGAAUACCUUAAAGUGGGGCGGUGGGAGAGAGAAACUUUUAUGUACAUUCUAAAUCUGCUAGAAAUAUUUAUAUAUGCGAGUUACUUUAUUCUUUGUAAUUCAUGGAUAAGAUGGUUUUAAAUGAUGGUUCUAACUUGCAGUAUUGCAUAGGUCACAGAAAGGGAGGGGUUUUUUUUUUGCAUUACAGUGGCUAACAGAACAAAACAAACAGCUAAAUUUGGAAGGCCAAAAGGGAAUUACUGUAAAUAUCAUUUGUAUAUAACAAGGCAGUGAGAUGGUUAUGAGAUAUGCCAUUCUUUGACAUUUCGAAUGGAGCAAGAGUUUAUUUUCACCAAAGUUUACGUCCAGGAUCACCAGGUGGUUAUUUAUUUCACAGGCAUCCAAAGUCCUCGUGGCUCCUUUUUCUCUUUUAGUUGCAAACUUACCCACGAUCGGAUUUCAGUGAAGUGUUUUACUGUGGCAGGCUUGACUUAGAUUGAUGCUUCUGUGUCCUGCGUUGUACAGCUGAAUGUGCCAUAAGGCAAAGAAAACAGGGUGGGCGGAAGGGACGGGGCAUCCCCUUGGAUUUAACAGAAACAAAUCUUGUCAAGCAGCUUGCCGGCAUCUGUUGCCGGGAGCCAUCUGUGAUCGUUUUCCCCUCUUUUGUGUUUUCGGAGCCCUUUCAGAUCCCGUGGGCCGUGGAUUUGUAUAUUACAACUGUUUAUAAUUCACAAAAGCGUGUUUUCAUCCCCGCACUUCUACAAAGUUGUUCUCCUGAAAGCUGUGUGAAACCGAAACCAUACGCAGCGCUUUACUCUUCUGGUGGUAGAUUAGUUGCAUGGUUUUGCACCCCAUCAUAUACCCCGCUGGGAUUAUCUGUAGAUGGCAUUUAAAAAAAAAAGAGGAAGAGGAGGAUCAAGGAACGGUUACAAAUGGAUUUCCCUCCUGUCAACCUUAUUUUUUUCUCCAUCACUGGCCUUUUCAGGUAUUUCAAUAAAAUAAUUGUAACGUG